Molecule: messenger RNA, 609 nt
Organism: Triplophysa dalaica
Lineage: Eukaryota; Metazoa; Chordata; Actinopteri; Cypriniformes; Nemacheilidae
Product: gamma-crystallin M2-like
Exons: 4
Coding region: 1-609 (202 amino acids)
Biological process (GO): visual perception; lens development in camera-type eye
Molecular function (GO): structural constituent of eye lens
Source: RefSeq, a predicted model, not a curated record
AUGCGUUCCCUCAUCUCUUGGACGUGUUCGAUCACGCUUCGGUCCCAGUCACGCCCAUCUUCUGCCACCACUCGUCUCAACAUCCUCUUUAGAGUCACCUUUUAUGAAGAGAGGAACUUCCAGGGUCGCUCUUAUGAGUGUAUGGGCGACUGUUCUGACAUGUCCUCCUAUCUGAGCCGCUGUCACUCCUGUAGAGUUGAGAGCGGAUGCUGGAUGAUGUACGAUAAUCCCAACUACAUGGGAAACCAGUAUUUCUUUAAGAGGGGCGAGUACGCUGACUACACGUCUAUGUUUGGAAUGGGCAGCAGUAUCAGAUCCUGCCGUAUGAUCCCCAUGCACAGGGGAUCCUACAGAAUGAGGAUCUAUGAGAGGGAGAACUUUGGAGGACAGAUGCAUGAGAUGAUGGAUGACUGUGACUCCUGCAUGGACCGCUACCGCAUGUCUCACUGUCAGUCCUGUCAUGUGAUGGACGGUCACUGGCUCAUGUAUGAGCAGCCCCACUACAGAGGCAAAAUGUCAUACUUCAGGCCUGGAGAGUACAGGAGCUUCAGUAAUAUGGGUGGAAAUAGAUUCAUGAGCAUGAGGCGUAUCAUGGAUUCCUGGUAUUAG